AUGGCAAAAGAGGAGGAGAUUGUGUUGAAGGAAAUUGAAUUCUUCGGCGAUUCUUUUGUUUUUCAAGAAACCUCUAGAAAGCGUCCACAUCCAGUUGGACCCAAAGAGGAUGACCAAAUCCAGGAGGAAGAGAAGAAGAAGAAGAGAUUGGAGAAUACUCCAGAGGGAGAGGUUCCAGAUGACGACCCAAUUCCAGAAGAUCCGUUCCAGAAUCCUCCAGAAGAUUCUAAAGAUGAGAUUCCAGAAGAUCCGAUUCAAGAAUCAUGCUGA
Caenorhabditis briggsae is the source of this 270-nucleotide messenger RNA. The coding region runs from base 1 to 270 and encodes 89 amino acids. The transcript has 4 exons. The record is from RefSeq and is a predicted model, not a curated record. NCBI's taxonomy places the organism in Eukaryota, Metazoa, Nematoda, Chromadorea, Rhabditida, Rhabditidae.